Molecule: messenger RNA, 2964 nt
Organism: Poecilia latipinna (sailfin molly)
Lineage: Eukaryota; Metazoa; Chordata; Actinopteri; Cyprinodontiformes; Poeciliidae
Product: galanin receptor type 1
Exons: 1
Coding region: 1653-2690 (345 amino acids)
Biological process (GO): G protein-coupled receptor signaling pathway
Cellular component (GO): plasma membrane
Molecular function (GO): G protein-coupled receptor activity
Source: RefSeq, a predicted model, not a curated record
AAAUAAAAAUCUGUCUUGAAAAUCACACUAACAAAAUAAUUUUAGACGACUUUUGAUAAGUAUUUGAAAAAUGUUGGCAUCAAGAAAUAGUUUGGGAAAUGCCUACUUGGACCACAAGCUAACACCAGUAGAGACUUCUGAGGUUUUGACUGUUGCGUGGACCAAUACAGCUGAUAAACUGGGUGUAUAACGUCAACACAAACAGCCUGUUUUUAAGAAUUUAUGACCACCAUUUAAAUCUCUAGUAAAAAUUAUAGCACAAACAUGACACCAAGUAUCAGAGAUACUAUAAAUCUUCAGACCAAUUUAAAGGCCACACAUUCUUUCUCGUUCAGUGGAAUCCUCACCCGCAGCUUAAAAACAAACUUACUUCAAACAGUAAAUAGUAACGCAUCUCAUGAGCUAUAAAAGUGAAAAUUAUGGAACAAGACGCUGUAGCAUUAGCGGAUCCAAACUGUCGCUUUUUUUUUUUCUUUUUCUUUUUUGCUAUGUUAGCAACCGCAUUUAUGACCACUUACAGCACACAAUAAAAAGGUGAAGUCAUUGUUUGCUCUUGGCUAAAAGUAUAUAAUUGCAACAUUAUCGACAUUUCAGAUGAAAAGCUAUGAUUAACAUAAAUGUGGGUCAUUUUCCAAGAUUAAAAAAACUCUUAAUUUAAAGGUCAAAUUAAAGGACAAAACAAACAAAUCUCAUUUGAAGGUUUUUCAAACCCAACCAGACUCUCCAAACAGGACCGAACAAGAAAGAAUGAAUAAAAAGUUAAUUCGAUAAUGGAAAGAUGAGUCCCACUGUUAUAUAAUCACGCGCUCUGCUCGGCCCUCCCGUUGUCUACAUCAGCUCAGCUCCUGGUUACAAAGCAAACAGCACACAGAGCCUGUUGGGAAGAACACUGGCACCCAGGACAGAUCUUUUCAUGCCGUCCUGGGAGGAGGACGGCCUGAGCAUCACUUAAUUACUAGAAAAGCUACUAUUUCUUUUUGCUCCGUUUGAAUUAAUCAUGCAAUAAUCCAUGAAGGACUCUACAUUCGAUAAAGGCAACGACAACAUGCCUCCUGCCCUGGUGAGCACUUUGCAUCAAGUACCACUGACUGUUUUUUUUUUUUUUUUUUUUUUUUUUUUAAAGAGUAAUGUCUAUUUACAGUGACAAAGAGGAAGUAGUGCUGUUCCUUGGAGCUCCAGCACUGAUAUCUCAUUUCGGACCCAACCAUCUUCUUCUGGGAUAACAAAGCUGCAAAACAGAAGUCCUUAUACAUGUACAUUUUUUCCUAAGGAACACGGGGACAUCUUACUUUCUUUAAGAAGAAAGGACUUCACUGGAUGUCAUCAGGACAUUGUUUUGUGAAGCUGAAAAGUCGACUAUAUAUGUGGAGCUGAAGAAGAUUUAGCUGUUGAAUAACUGCAAGAAAUAUCUUGAAACCUUCCCUCUUUGUGAACACAGUAUAGAUGUUAAUGGAGGAGCGACCCGUGUGAUUCUAACAGCUUAAGUAAUUGCUAUCAUUAUCAAAGUGCCGGCUGUCUCAGUGGACUGCAAUUAUGUUUGUUUAAGUAGACAUGAAUUGGAUCAAACAGAUUAGUUGCCCGCAUGCUGCAUCCCAUUCGGAUACUUAACACUGACAGUAUAUUGGAUUACGGGGCUUUUUUACUGGGACUGGAUGGAGACUCCUGGGCUCCAGACGAACAACAGCGGCCUUAACCAAAUCAGCAAAGGAGACGGAGCUUUGAUUAAAACUUUGGUGCCCUUCCUGGACGGACUGAUCCUGCUGACUGGACUUAUCGGUCAAACUCUGGUGAUGAUUAUUCUUACAGGCAGAAGGAAGAAAGAAAGUCAGCCUUCUCACGGUACGGACACCCUGCUGCUGGCUCUCUGUGCUGCUGACCUGUUGCUGUUGCUCUGCCAGCCCUUCCAUACCUACGCCAUCACCCUGGGUUUCUGGCCGUUCGGCGGCUUCCUCUGCAGAGCAAUCAGCUUCCUGGGAGUGGCCUGUUCGACCGCCUCCGUGUUCACCCUGGCGGCUCUGGCAGCCACACGCUACCUGGCAGUGGUGCACCCCACCUGGACCUACCGCGCCAGAAUGAACAGGCGAGUCAAAGUGAUAGUUGCCCUGCUCUGGAUCCCAGCCUCUGCCCUGGCAGCGCCACAGUUUGCCUUCCGCACAAUUACGUUUUCCAACACGGUGUACUGCUUCGCCUUCCUGUCCGACUUCAGCCGGCUGGUCUACAGCAUCGCUCUGUUCGUCUUCGGCUUUGCGCUGCCUUUAAGCAUAAUUGUAGUGAUGUACAGCAAGAUUUACUGCUUUCUUCGGCACGCGCGGCAGACAGGCAACGCCCCGCAGCUCGAGCGCUACCAACAGCAGGUCACUCACACCUCGGCUCUCCUGGUGCUGAUCUUCACCCUGCUGUGGCUGCCCUCCUACAUCCUCAUGUUCUCCAUCAUCAGAGGAACUCUGGCCAGCUCACCCGGCUUCAACACCUUUGCCCUCUUGGCCAGACUCUUGUCUUCCUCAGUAGCUGUGGUCAACCCUCUGCUGUACGGCUUUAUGUCUCAGAAGUUUAGACGAGACUUGGUGGAGAUGGGAAGAGAAAGCUGGACGAGGUGCAGAAGCUGCCUGAUAUGUUGUCCGCGUUUAAUGAGCAGGCACACGGUGCGGCCGUUUGAGCAUCAAACUUCCUCAGACACACCUCAAAACUGACUUUUUUUUUUAAAACCUAAAAUAAAAACAUUGUUGCUCAAUGCAACUUAACUCUGGAAGAAAUCUACAAUCUACUUAAACAUCUCAAUAGUAGAGAUGUUUAAAAAGUCUUAAGAUAAAUUACUUGAUAUAAACAUUCUCAAGUAUUUAAUUUGAGAACAUUUAUAUAGUUUGGAGCAACACAUCUUACGCCAACAGAUGCAAACAAAUCUUGGCAUCUGUGUGUUUAACAAAAAUCACAGAUGCCAUUCUUAUUUGCAACCCCUUUCUUAAU